Penicillium manginii is the source of this 903-nucleotide messenger RNA. RefSeq names its product lipoyl(octanoyl) transferase LIP2. The record is from RefSeq and is a predicted model, not a curated record. The transcript has a single exon. Gene Ontology annotation, biological process: protein lipoylation. Gene Ontology annotation, cellular component: mitochondrion. Gene Ontology annotation, molecular function: lipoyl(octanoyl) transferase activity. NCBI's taxonomy places the organism in Eukaryota, Fungi, Ascomycota, Eurotiomycetes, Eurotiales, Aspergillaceae. The coding region runs from base 1 to 903 and encodes 300 amino acids.
AUGAGACUCGCCCACCUCCACCUCCCAAGCACAACGCCCUUCGCGCGAGUCUCCGCACUGCAACAAGCCCUCACAACGCGCUUCCUAACGCACAAAAAACUAGCCUCACCCGGCUCAAUCUCCUCCCAAGAAACCACACACGCAAACGACCUCGCCAAAAAGGCAACCCCGCCACCGCCAGACCCAACAAUCAUCACAUUCUCCCCAAACCCAGUCUACACAACCGGCCGCCGCGACCUCCCACCCUCAAACACGACAUGCACCCAACCGCCCGAUCUCAAAAACCUCUCCCUACCCAGCGCUCUCGAACCAAUCCGCUCGAUCCUCUCGCUCGGACCGGAUGGUCAGCCUCCAAGAGCGGAGUAUCACCCCCCCCUCCGCGGCGGACAGACUACAUACCACGGCCCGGGCCAAAUGGUCGCAUACACAAUUCUAGACCUAAAACGCCUCGGCCUAACACCAAGAUGCCACAUCCGCGUUCUAGAAAACAGUGUCAUCGACCUACUCAAGAAAUACGGCGUGGAGGGCUUCGUGACCGAAGACCCGGGCGUGUGGGUGAAAGACCGCAGCCGUAGCGACGCCGCUGCGAGAAAGAUCACCGCCGUGGGCGUGCACUUACGGCGGAAUAUCAGCAGUUUUGGCGUUGGGUUGAACGUUACGCAGGAGCCGAUGUGGUUCUUUCGGCAGAUUGUUGCGUGUGGGUUGGAGGGCAAGGAAGCGACUAGUCUUGAGGGGGUGGGUGUUGCGGGCGUGAGUGUUGAUGAGGUUGCGAGCGGGUUUGUGGAGGGGUUUGUUCGGAGGGUUAAUGAGGAUUUUGCUUGUGGGGAGGGGGCGUCUGGUGAGAAGAUUGAGGAGGUUUAUAUGGUUAAUGAGGAGGAUCUUUUAAGGGAGGUUAAUUUCUAG